CAUGAAGCCAAGCGCUCUACCAAGGUGCUGCACGCGCUGCUCCACGGCCUGGCACUGGUCAUCGCCCUCGUCGGCAUCAUCGCUGUCUUCGAGUCCCACCGGACCAAGGGCAUCCCCGACAUGUACAGCCUGCACAGCUGGUGUGGGAUGGCCGCCUUCGUGCUCUACCUCCUGCAGUGGCUCCUGGGCUGCGGUUUCUUCCUGCUCCCUGGUGCCUCCUUCUCGCUGCGCGGCUGGUACAAACCCCAGCACGUCUUCUUUGGCAUUGCCCUCUUUGUCCUCUCCAUCGCCGCCUGCUUGCUGGGCAUCACCGAGAUGCUCCUCUUCAACAUCAGGCUUGAGCAUCCCCCUCCACCCCCGCAGGGACUCCUACAGCCUGGGGGUGAGCUGGUGGCCUUUGGGCUGGUGGUGGGCUAUGUGCUGACACGGGACGACUGGAAGCGCCCGCCGCUGGCCGAGGAGCUGGCCCUUUCCAUGGACUUCAAGACCCUGACGGAGGGUGAGAGCCCUGGUGGCGGCAGCCAGUGA
This is a messenger RNA of Pygoscelis adeliae (Adelie penguin), 528 nucleotides long. RefSeq names its product cytochrome b561. NCBI's taxonomy places the organism in Eukaryota, Metazoa, Chordata, Aves, Sphenisciformes, Spheniscidae. Gene Ontology annotation, cellular component: lysosomal membrane. The annotation marks the transcript as partial. The record is from RefSeq and is a predicted model, not a curated record. Gene Ontology annotation, molecular function: oxidoreductase activity. The transcript is spliced from 4 exons.